Messenger RNA from Pollicipes pollicipes, 4268 nucleotides. Its product is annotated as WD repeat-containing protein 48-like. Gene Ontology annotation, molecular function: ubiquitin binding. NCBI's taxonomy places the organism in Eukaryota, Metazoa, Arthropoda, Thecostraca, Pollicipedomorpha, Pollicipedidae. The record is from RefSeq and is a predicted model, not a curated record. Gene Ontology annotation, biological process: double-strand break repair via homologous recombination.
AGGGGUGAAAAUAUGUGUACAAUGCAAAUAAAUAUUCAAAAUUUAAUUUAAUUCAAUUCAGAUAAUACUCAGUAUUUUAUAUUCAAAUCGCUUGCAUUGAAUAAUGUAAAACAUGCCAUAGGCAGAUAAUUUAUGCCCUGAGCAGUACUUUUAAAACUGCUAAUUUUGACAUCAGGAGAUCCGGUUUCAUUCCAGAGGUAAUUCCAGUGGCAUUGCUUCAAAGAUUAGCCAUUGAGCAAGUUUAUAAAACAUACCAGACAACUAUUGACGUAAUGAAGCAUGUCUUUUUAUAAACAAGUUUCAGUUGAUAGUCACUGCAUGUGGAUACAUGCAGUUUAUUGUUUUAGGGCAACAGAAUUCCCAAUAUUUUCCAAAGCCAUGUGUAUAAUGGGGUGCAUAAGGAAAGAAUCCCACGUCACAACCUCAAUCCUAAAUCCCAUGUACGUCCCAACAUUUUUUGUUCACCAAAAUUGUGCUAGGGCUGGAGUUAUGCACAAGUGUGCUUGCAAGAACAUAUUUUGAUCAACUUGUGAAUUCACAUAAAUCCAAAACAUUCAGCCUACCAAAAGGACCAAUUCAUGACAUAGAUCUAAUGUGGUCAGUAGUGCCAUAACUUAGCUAAAACACAGUGUGUGUUUGGCCUUGGCAGGUACGGCCUGCAGCCAGCAGCAGCUGCCACAUUAAAGAUAAGUUGAUGUCAGAGGGCAGGAUGAACCAUGCCAAACGCUGCAGCAUGGUAAACUUUUACCACCAAAUUUUGCAUUGACAUGGAUUUGCAUAAUCAUGUGGUAGAGGCCAGGCCUCAUCCAACAUGUAGUGCUUAGCAUGGCUCUGAUCUCACAAACCAUCCAUUCAGAAGGUUUGGAUUGAUCUUUAGAAAUAUGUGGCCAACUGUGGGAACUUUAUAAGCAUUUCUGAGAUUGGUUACUGGCUGCUACACUGAUGUAUGUGGCUAUGCUUGAAGUAAUAUAGUUCUGCUUUCAACUUAUGGCAGUUUUUUGGACAUACCUUGCAGUAUACCAGAUUUUUAAAACAACUUGUCUCCAGCUGGUUGUGAGCAAGUGGUAUGCAAGGCCUUUCCAAAAGUGUGUGGAGACCUUCUGUUUAAAAAUGUAAAAAAAUUAUUUUGGCUUCAUAUGUCAGAUUCAUAAGAUUCAUCAUUUAUCAGAAUUUGUCCCAUUUUACAUCAUUGUUUCAUGGUAACAUUACCCAUACAUAUACAUAACAUAUUUUGUUCCCCAAAAUAUACUGAAAGUCUACCCAUUGCUGACAAGCUCAGCAUCAAUGACUGUUUUGUGAAAAAGCUGACCAGUGCUUGGAAGCCUUAUGGUGAAUGAAGUACCAAUACAGUGAUGUGAAGCUCAGAUACUACUGCUAUGGAAGGCGGCGGCGCUAUGGGCACCAUGCAGCGCUCAGCGGUGCUGAGCGGCCGCAAGCGCUUCCAGGUGACCUACGUGAUCCGCGAUGAGGUGGAGCGUCGGCACCGGGCCGGCGUCAACUCGCUGCAGUACGACGCCCAUCUGCAGCGGCUCUUCACCGCUGGCCGCGACGGCGUCAUCAGGAUGUGGAACUGUAAGAAUGCCAAGGAACCUUACAUACAGUCGAUGGAGCACCAUACCGACUGGGUGAACGACAUUGUCCUGUGUUGCGGCGGUAGAAACUUGAUCUCGGCCAGCUCGGACACGACGGUCAAAGUGUGGAGCGCCCACAAAGGCCUCUGCAUGUCCACGCUGCGCACGCACAAGGACUACGUCAAGGCGCUGGCCUACGCCCGGGAGAAGGAGCACGUGGCGUCGGCCGGUCUGGACAAGUCCAUCUUCCUCUGGGACGUGAACACGCUGACUGCACUCACCACCAGUAAUAACAUCGUGACCACGUCGUCGCUGAACGGCAGCAAGUUCAGCAUCUACAGCCUGGGCAUGAACGAGCUGGGCACGGUGGUGAUCGCCGGCAGCACCGAGAAGCUGCUGCGCGUGUGGGAUCCGCGCACCUGCGACCGCCUCAUGAAGCUGAGAGGCCACGCCGACAACGUGCGCGCCGUGCUGGUGAGCCGGGACGGCACGCAGUGUCUGUCGGGCUCCUCGGACGGCACCGUCAAGCUCUGGUCGCUCGGUCAGCAGCGCUGCAUCACCACUCUCCAGCUGCACGACUCGGUUUGGGCGCUACAGGUGAGUCACGACUUCAGCCGCGUGUACUCGGGCGGUCGCGACCGGCGGCUGCUGGUCACCAGCCUACGCAAGCCCGACACCAGCGUGCUGCUGGCCGAGGAGUCGGCCUCCGUGCUGCGCAUGGCGCUGGUCGGCGACGAGUCGCUCUGGGUCUCCACCUCCGAGAGCUCCGUCAAAAACUGGUCUUUGAAGAAUGUUGAAAAGCGGCUGGAGGACGCCUCAUACGACUUCCUGACCCCGCUCGCGACCAGCCCCGGUCGGGUGAUCGAGGGCGCGCCCAGCAUCAAACAGUACAAAGUUCUCAACGAUAAACGCCACGUGUUGACCCGGGACAGCGACGGUCACGUGGCCCUGUAUGACGUGCUGCACGCCAAGAAGGUGGAGGAGCUGGGUCAGGCCGACCUGGACGCCGAGGCCGAGCGGCGCUUCAAGAUGGUCUACGUCCCCAGCUGGUUCAGUGUCGACCUCAAAACUGGCUACCUGUCGGUGCACCUCAGCCAGGACGAGAUCGACUGUUUCUCGGCCUGGGUCAGCGCCAAAGACGCUGGACUGCAGACCUCCGACGGCGUCGACCAGAAAGUGAACUACGGCCGGCUGCUGCUGCAGGCGCUGCUGGAGCACUGGCCGCGCACGUUCCAGGCCGAGCCCGGCACGGAGCACACGCCCGAUGGACAGGCCAUGGCCAAGCCGGUCGGCAACGAGUACUUCUCGGUGCCGCCUCACACGCCCGUCAUAUUCAGCGAGGCCGGCGGCCGGUUUUUCUACCGUCUGCUGUGCCGAGACGCCGUCGGGGAGUCGGAGGGCACACUCAAUGAGAUGGUGCCCGACUGGGUGGUCGACUGCGUGGUGGAGCGCAACACGCCUAAGUUCAUCAAGGUGCCGUUCUACCUGCAACCACACGCUUCAGCCUCCAGCAGCAUAAAGAAUCAGAAAAAGGACCGGCUCAUCGCGAACGACUUUAUCCAGGUGCGCAAGGUGGUGGAGCACGUGUUCGAAAAGGUGCUGGGCGCGAGCUCGGAGGGCGGCGGCGUUGCGGCCGGCGGCAGCGGCGGCGGCGCGGCCGCAGCGGCAGCAGCGGCGGGCGGCGCCGAGCCGGCCGAGCGCGCCGAGAGUGCUAGCCUGGCGGAGGACCGAGUCGAACUGCUCUGCAACGACCAGGUUCUGGACCUGAAUAUGGACCUGCGGACAGUGCGACACUUCAUCUGGAAGAACUCGGCCGACUUGCAGCUGCACUACCGCCAGAUAAAGUAGCCGCGCCGGCACUAGGGUCAGAUGGGAUAGCCAGAAGUCACGUGGCCUCCACGAGGACACGAGUGCGGACCACCUGCCGGAGCUGUCGCACGAUCGGCUGUGCGGUCGACCUGCCACAGCUGCCGCGGCAUGUAGUCGGGCGCAGGCCACGAGCGAUGGCUGGGACAUACUCUGCCUGUUGUACGCGCGUUAGGAGCGCGUUUCGGCCCAGCUCGUAUCGGGCUGCGCCUCGCGUCGGCGGCGGAUCAUGGCUCGGCCCGGAGCCGAGCGGCGCGGCGGACCAGGGCUUGGCCCGGAGCCGAGCGGCGCGACGGACCAGGGCUUGGCCCGGAGCCGAGCGGCGCUUCGGCGCCCCAGCACGAGCCUGCGAGCGAGCCCCACUUGGACGCAGCCCGUCCUGCUCGGCAGUGCUGGAGGCCGCGGGCAGCGCCACCAGCUGGGGUGCGGCCGGCGUCCUCGGGAGCCGUGCCCUGCCGCCAGCUAACCACCCGUAAUCCGCGGCCGGUGUCUGACGGAGACGCCUCGUCCCGGGUCCCCCGGCGGUGGGUCCCAGGUGGCGUCCGCGUGGGGUGCUGGGUCGCGGGGUGACGCCCGCCGUCGCACACAGAAUCAAUGUCGGCUCGCGCCGCUGAGCAGGUGUGCUGAAGAGAUGAUCUCGUCGUUCUUACGUGCUAUGAAGUGCAAUGAAUGUUUAUUUUACCGAAUGAAUGCGCACCACGCCUGCUCCCUACAAGCGUGCAACGCAAUGAAGUGUUUAUGUUCUCCAUGGUCGCUGGUGUACGUCAGAUAAGGUAUGGGCUCAUCAAACUGUUCCUCCUGUAAACGAAAUACAGCCAUGUACUUCCAUUA